Messenger RNA from Stegodyphus dumicola, 1671 nucleotides. RefSeq names its product suppressor of cytokine signaling 2-like. Gene Ontology annotation, molecular function: 1-phosphatidylinositol-3-kinase regulator activity. The record is from RefSeq and is a predicted model, not a curated record. Gene Ontology annotation, cellular component: phosphatidylinositol 3-kinase complex. Lineage: Eukaryota; Metazoa; Arthropoda; Arachnida; Araneae; Eresidae. Gene Ontology annotation, biological process: intracellular signal transduction; phosphatidylinositol phosphate biosynthetic process.
GUUGAGAAAGAGCGAAGCGUAGUUUUCGAAUCGCAAGAGCGAGAAACGAGCUCUACAGUCGAUUCCAAGAAAUUCUAGGCGACUGGCAUUUCUGAGUAAAAAUCAGAGAGGAGGAGGGAAGUGUUGAAAGCCGCGUAGUGUGUGUAGUUUUUAUAUCAGAGUGUGCAACCAACGGGAUACUCAUUGCAGUGUUGAUCAGUGCAACGGGCAGCCGCUUGCUGCUCUGCUGCUGCUUUGAACUGUGGUUGCUAUUUCGCUUGGGCGUGUUGGCAACAGCAUCUUUCGGACAGAUACUCUAUUCUCGUUCUUCAGCAGUUCAUUUUCAAUACUCGAAUGUAUAAAAGUUAAUAUUAGUAAAACUUGAUCCGGUUUUUUCUCACUUUUUUCUGUGCCGCCGGAUCAUGAUCACGAGAUUGGAUAAUUCGGAAUAUUUCCUCAUUUAAUGGAUAGACUGCUGAAAAUACCAUUUGUUGGCCCAUCUUCUGUUGACUCUUGUAGUCAUCUCACGAACAGCUAACCCCUCUUCAACUGUACGCCGCCAUGUUGACUAGCUAUCAAGCCCUGGAUUCUACCUUCAGCAAUCCCGUCGCCACUUGCCCGUCUUUGCCUCAUUCCUCUUCAGGAGAGACUCAUCACCAACAACAGCACUGCUUCCAGCUGCCUUUGGAACGGCAAGAGGGGCUGUGGCUGAACGGUUGUUCCGUAGCCACUAUCUGCCAGGAAGACUUCUGGUGGAGGACAGAAGAUCCGUAUCCUAAAGAUUUCUUAGACUUCUGCCAAGCCGACAACAUUGUCGAGACCCCAGCGGCAAUGGAAGUCAUCGAUCCAGAGGAUGACCUCAAACGCCUCAUCAGUAACGAUCUGAAAUUGAGGCUGAGUGGAUACUACUAUGGCAAUCUUAGCUGGGUGGAUGCUUCUCAUCUUCUAAAACAAUGUAAAGUUGGUACAUUUUUGGUGCGGGACUCUGAACACUGUAGUUACUUAUAUGCCCUCUCUGUGCAAACCCGCAGGGGUCCAACAAGUUGCCGGAUAGAAUACGACCAUGGGCGUUUUCGAUUAGAUUCUUCUGAAGAACUCACAGACAAAAUGCCUCGCUUCGAGUGUGUAACUGAUCUUGUUGAUCAUUACGUUCAACUAACAAAGAACUUGCCGCGUAAGAGCUCUGUCAAAGAGUUGUCUCCUGUUUGGCUGGACAUGGAUGAAGAGAAUAGUAUGGACGUCCCGGUUCAAAUAUACAAACCUCUGUAUAAGGGGGUUCGAAGCUUGCAACACAUUUGCCGUGUCAAUAUGGUGAGGAUUCAACGCGAACGUUACCCAUCUAUGUCUUUGUCUAGGACUAUUGAAGAAAAUGAGUACAAAGUUUUGCCAACUGUAUUGAAAGAUUACUUGAAAGAGUAUCCGUACUCUCAAUGAUAUAUCCGAAAAUUUAGGAUCUUAACUUCAUUUAAUUAAUUUAGAAUGACUUCUGUCACAAAUGCGGUGAAACCUGUAUUCCACCAAAAAAAAAAAAAGUGUCAGUGCUAUUGUGUGCGUGUGUGUAUGUAAACAAAAUAAAUGCAUGCAAUACUGGGAAAGAGCUACAUAAAUGCUGAGGGAAAAAAGAGGACUAAGAUUUGAAAAGCAUUUUAAAAUAUGUUUUAUGCAAAAAGUAAAAAUUUUAACUACUCUGAA